This is a messenger RNA of Musa acuminata AAA Group (dessert banana), 1626 nucleotides long. Its product is annotated as zinc finger CCCH domain-containing protein 40-like. Gene Ontology annotation, cellular component: U2-type catalytic step 2 spliceosome; U2-type catalytic step 1 spliceosome; Prp19 complex. The record is from RefSeq and is a predicted model, not a curated record. Gene Ontology annotation, molecular function: metal ion binding; pre-mRNA binding; U6 snRNA binding. Lineage: Eukaryota; Viridiplantae; Streptophyta; Magnoliopsida; Zingiberales; Musaceae. The transcript has 4 exons. Bases 76 to 1503 code for a protein of 475 amino acids.
CUUUUGAGCCCCUCGUAGUCUCCAUAUCACGUGACAUCAUAAUUCGCCCUCUCUCUCUCUCUCUCUCUCUCCCCGAUGGCGCACCGGCUGCUGAGGGACGCGCAGGCCGACGGAUGGGAGCGCUCCGAUUUCCCCAUCAUCUGCGAGUCCUGCCUGGGCGACAACCCUUACAUCCGAAUGACAAAGGCUGAUUAUGACAAGGAAUGUAAGAUCUGCAAACGGCCUUUCACCGUCUUCAGAUGGAGGCCUGGACGUGAUGCAAGGUACAAGAAGACAGAGAUCUGCCAGACAUGCUGUAAGUUGAAGAACGUCUGCCAGGUGUGUGUCCUUGAUCUUGAAUAUGGUCUACCAGUUCAAGUUCGGGACACUGCCCUCGCUAUCAAUUCUAAUGAUGCCAUCCCAAAGAGUGAUGUGAAUAGAGAGUAUUUUGCUGAAGAACAUGACCGCAGGGCCAGAGCUGGCAUAGAUUACGAAUCUUCGUAUGGAAAAGUGCUUCCAAAUGACACCAUCUUAAAGCUUCAAAGGACAACACCAUACUAUAAAAGAAAUCGAGCCCAUGUUUGUAGUUUCUAUUUGCGUGGUGAAUGCACUCGUGGAGCUGAAUGUCCAUAUCGACAUGAGAUGCCUGAAAUUGGUGAAUUAUCUCAGCAGAAUAUAAAGGAUAGAUAUUAUGGAGUGAAUGACCCUGUUGCUCAGAAGCUUUUAAGCAAGGCUGGUGAGAUGCCUUCUCUAAAUCCCCCAGAAGAUGAGAGUAUAAAGACCCUAUAUGUUGGUGGCCUAGAUGCCCGUAUUUCCGAGCAGGAUCUGAGGGACCACUUCUAUGCCCAUGGUGAGAUCGAAUCCAUCAGGAUGGUGCUCCAGCGAGCAUGUGCAUUUGUAACUUACACAACAAGAGAUGCUGCUGAAAAAGCCGCAGAGGAACUUGCUAACAAGCUUGUCAUAAAGGGUCUCCGAUUAAAGCUGAUGUGGGGAAGACCACAGGCCUCAAAACCAGAGGGAGAGGCACAGGAUGAAGAUGCUGGAAGACAGGGGGUUGUCACACAUGCCGGGCUGCUUCCAAGGGCUGUCAUAUCUCAGCAGCAGAGCAACCAUCAGCCGCUACCACCUGGCACCGAGAACCACCAGCAGCCUCCCCUCAACUACUUCAACAUUCCCGCGCCACCGCAAGCUGCACGGACAUUCUACCCAUCCACCGAUCCUCAAAGAAUGGGCGCGCUAGUCCCAACACAAGAAGGUAGCAACAACAAAAGCGGGUCGGAGAAGCAGCCAGAGCAGCAAGCACCAAAUCUUCACGGGCAUGCUUUUCCCAUGGCUCCUCCACAUCCCCAAGGGAGUCAGUACCGGCCGCCAUAUUAUCCACCAUAUGGGUACAUGGCCCCACUGCCACCGCCAUAUCAGCAGUACCCUCCAUACCCACCGAUGAUGGCUCCACGACCGCCACCACCAUCUGCACCGCAACCUGCAGUGCAGCAGUACACUCAAGGCCCUCCCGGACCAUCUUAGAGUUGACAUCCCUUUGUUUGUGAAUCUUGUUCUUCUUCUUCUAGAUCACUGUCGAUGAAGGAUUCAAAUGGAAUAUGAACUUGUAUUGAGCUUAAGUGCAGUGUGCAUCAAGAAGGUUUUUGA